UCAACGUCUUCGGAAAUAUCUGUUACAUUCAUUUCAGAGUCUUUAGUUCUGAAUAGCGGAUUUAGCUUGUGGUACCGCGGACAGGAAGUGUGUGAAAAUCAAACGUUUAAUUUAAACCAUGGCGUUUUAGCCAGCACGAAAUAUUCACAAAACUAUGCUAAUAGUGAGGACUGUUAUUACAAUAUUAACGUCGACGACGCCUCGGGUGGAAUAGUGUUGAAAUUUUCAAAUAAUUGUUCCGACCAAACGUCAUCAUUUUGGAUUGGUGCCAAUGAUAUCCAAUACGAAUCAGAUUUCUACUGGACGAGAGGGUCAAAGGUCACCUAUGCUGAUUGGUUUAAAGGUUGGCCCGAUGGUGAUGGUAGUAAGAGUCAGCCGAGUGAUGACGGCCUGUCCAAUGAAGAUUGCGUAGAACUACGGCGAUCCUUUCGCCAUUCCGGCAAGGAAUCGGAACUUGUUGAUCGGUUAUCCAGUAACGUUGUCUAUAUGAGGUUUACGACGGAUAACUCGCGAACAUUUCGCGGUUUUAAACUUCAAGUUUCUGCUAUAAAAGUGAAAGUAGACAACCGUCGUAUCAUACUAACUGUUGUUGAAUUAGACGUUGAAUAUCAAAUAGAUUGUCUGUAUGAUUAUUUCAUGAUAAACGACAGCCACCAGGCUAUCGUCGUAUUAACACCUCAAUCCUCAAUCAGUGAUAUUUUGAUGAGCGAACCAAUCUGGAUUGGUCUCAUAGUCAUUCUCUCCGUGCUCUGUUUUUUUGGAAUUUUUUACCUCAUCCGAAGAAAAUGCGGCAAAUAUUUCAAAUGUUGUGAACCCAAUAAAAAGAAGACGCCGAACAAAGAUAACAAGAAAGAUAAAACUGAUAUGAAUGAAACAACGUUCUCCAGUGAUAUAUACUCAGUGGAAAAAUCCUUACAAAAGUUUACCAACAUACCACCCAUAUUAAUAACACCGUAUACCCCAGUUUCUGAGCCAGCAAACGAAGGAAGAAAAAUUGCUAAACGUUUCUUUGCGUCCUAUAAUGGUGCAGGAACAACUCCCAUAACAACGCCAGUAACGACUGACUUCAUACAGAAUACAGCAACAUUUUUAUCAGAACCGGCAGACGAUAAAAAUGGCGAGAUUGUUGGCGGACGUUUGCUGUUGGAUCAUCUACAGGUGAAGUCGACCAGUAGUCUACCGAGAAAAUCGACAUCCCUCGACCCGACUGCAGCAUCAGUAAAUAGGGGCGCCAGGAUGAAACGGUCUCAUAGUACGGGACCAUAUUUAGUUCGCCAGGAAACACAAUUUGAUGAUUAUGCUCUAGACGGGUCUAUAAACAAUGGCUACGCGUCUUCGUCCACGGAUCAUAUCUAUCCCAACGUCAUCGUCGCGCAGAAUCAGAAAAAAGCUGACGGAGAUGAAGCUGCCCUAAAACAACUGGGCAAGGAUGAGUCCGAUCGACUUUGCCUCUCACCGAAUUUUCUGUCCGUAAACCGUACAAAGCUACACGAAACAAGAUCGGUCGAUAGACUAGAAUGUGUUGAACGAGAAGAACGGUACAGAAAAGAUUUUCUCGAGGGUUAUCAUAGAAUAUCCAAAAGUUUGGACGUGCCAACCUCGGGGUUUCCCAAUUUGGAACCCCGGAAGAUAAAGAUAAUGGAGGACAAUUAUCAAUGCUCCGCAUGUACGCGAUCCGUGUCGGAACAUAACUAUCAUCAUCACCACCAUCACCAUCGCCAUCAACGGCACAGGCACGAUGACUAUCAGUCCCGUAGCUUUGACGAUCGUUUACCAGGAUAUCAUACGAACUGUGACUAUUGUAAUCAUCGCCAGGACCCGGAUCGUCGACGAAAUUAA
This is a messenger RNA of Patella vulgata (common limpet), 1839 nucleotides long. RefSeq lists its product as uncharacterized. The annotation marks the transcript as partial. The transcript has 9 exons. The record is from RefSeq and is a predicted model, not a curated record. NCBI's taxonomy places the organism in Eukaryota, Metazoa, Mollusca, Gastropoda, Patellidae.